GAGAGAGAAACAAAAGGUUAAUAUCUGAAAAGUAAGCAACGUUAUCUUUGUCGUCAUCAGUUUCAUCAUAUUUUGUGUUACGAUUUGUUUGGUCAUAUAUAUUUGGCGCGAAUUUGUGUUAUGUAAUUGUUUGGUUGUUGUAAUUAUUUUCUUGGUUGACUGGCUGGCACUGGCUGGCUAAUUUUCAGUUUUUCUUUGAGAUAAUCACUACCGGACUUUCUUUGGUUACUUCUUGUUCGCUCAAGCUUUACGUGCUUGCCAUAGUGGGGGGACGAGAAAGAAGUUGUUCGGCCACAGGAUGCCUCCAAGGAAGCCGAGAAGCGCUGUAAAGGCUCAGGCUGACAUUGCCACUAAGGAGUCAAAUGCUAUGGAAAAUGCUUCACCAAACGUCUGUGGAGAAACACCUGAGAGUUCCACGCUAAAAGAAACCACAGAAGCGACUACGGCUGUUCCAGCAGUAGAAGAUGAUCCAGAGGACCCUCUGCCGUCGUUUUCUGCUUCGGACAAAGGUGAGACAUCGCCCGAGUCAUCGCAAGGCGGGGAUCCUUCCACGUCAUCGCAAGGCGGGGAUCCUUCCACGUCAUCGCAAGGUGGGGAUCCUUCCACGGAGGACGCGGACGACGGCGCUUCGGACAAGCGUAGUGACGACUCGUCCACUGCUGGCGAAGGCUCCUCGCGAAGUUCUCCCCAGACUGGUCUGUGUGAGCCAGCCGAACCUACGGACGCCACGCUCGGGCCCGACAUCGACCCAGACUGGGUGGCUGAGGAGCAGCGCAUCGCUGCCGAAAACGAGCGUGAGACAGCACGAACCAUGCGUGAGGUGGAACUCCGCAACCAGCAUGAGGAGCGUGAAGCGCGCUUCAAACGUCUCCUACGGCUGUUAAACACAAGCCAGUUCUAUGUGAAGUACCUGGUGGAUAAGAUCGACAACCAGCAUGAGAAGCUAAAGGAAACACUUGAGAAGCAGAAAGCGAGGGGCAAGAAGCGUGUUCACACGGAAGAGACGGCCGAACCUGUGAGGAGGUCGGGCCGUCAGGCCAACAAGGAAAACGACACCGAACCUCCGCCGGCGAAGAAGGCAGCUACUGGCCGAAGGAAGCGCGCUUCGACGCGCAAGAGUGUCCUCUCUUCGCAGGAUGAUUCCCAGUCUCAGGGAGGCAGUCAGUCGUCGAGUCAGGAAUCGAAGCCUCCCUCGCAGCCGGAGCCUGAGCCGGAGGGAGCGCGGGAGCCGACGGAGGAGUCGGCAGGCGAUGGCACCCAGCCCCGCCUGCUGACAGGAGGUACGCUGAGAGACUACCAGCUGGAGGGCUACCACUGGCUCAAGGUGAUGUUCGAGAACGGCGUCAACUGCAUUCUGGGCGACGAGAUGGGCCUGGGCAAGACGAUCCAGUGCAUCAGCCUGAUCGCCUACCUGGUGGAGCAGUCUGUGGUGGGCCCGUUCCUGGUGGCCGCGCCGCUGUCCACGCUGCCCAACUGGCUCUCAGAGUUCGAGCGAUUCUGUCCGGACAUCCCAGUCGUGCUGUAUCACGGAUCGAACCGCGACGAGCUGAUCCCGCAGAUCGCCAAGUUCCACCGCGUUCCUGGCUGCUCCAUCCCAGUGCACCCGGUCGUGCUUACCUCAUAUGGACUCAUAAUGCGCGACGCACGUCAGCUGAGCCAGUUCAAGUGGCGCUACCUGAUCAUCGACGAGGGACACCGCAUCAAGAACUACGAGUGUCGGCUGGUGCAGGAGCUGAAGCGCUACUCGUCGGUGAACAGGCUGCUGCUGACGGGCACGCCGCUGCAGAACAACCUGGCCGAACUGUGGUCGCUGCUGAACUUCCUCCUUCCUGAGAUCUUCGAUGAUCUUGCUGUGUUCGAGUCGUGGUUCGACGUGACCAGCAUGACCACGGAGGAAGACGACGCCAAGAUCGUGGCCCAGGAGCGCGAGAAGCAGGUGGUGUCCACCCUCCACAAGAUCCUGACGCCAUUCCUGCUUCGCCGCGUCAAACGCGACGUGGAUCUUCAGAUCCCGCCGAAGCGAGAGCUUCUCGUGUACUGCCCGCUCGUCGAGGACCAGGAGACUCUCUACAAGGCGGCGAUGGACAGGACGAUCGACAAACUGAUGGGAAAGCGCCACGGCGAUGAUCCGGAGAAGCCCCCAGAACUGGACGCAAAGGGCCGCCCGCGCCGUGCUGGCAAGGAGAAGGUCAACUUCGAGUUUCUGUUCGCGGAUUCUGGUGACGUUCUCCAGGACGAGGAUCGCUGGAUGGCCGGACUCAAAGGUCUGGAAGAAGCGCGUGCCGUGACUACUGCGUCGGCGAAGAAGGUGAAGAACAUCAGCUUGCACCUGCCGAUGCAGAGUCUAAUGAUGGUGCUUCGUCAUGUGGUGAACCACCCGUUCCUGCUGGAGCAUCCCAUCGACCCGGAAACGAAGGAGUACCUCCUUGUGCCCGAGGUCGGCGAGAAGAGCGGCAAGAUGAUGGUGCUGGACGCGAUGUUGAAGCGUCUGAUCGCCGACGGCCACAAGGUGCUCAUCUUCUCCCAGUUCCGGUUGAUGCUCGACAUUCUCGGCGACUUCCUGACCGUGAAGGGCCACAGCUUCCUGCGGCUGGACGGCUCAGAUGCCGUCGAGGACCGCCGAGAAAACAUCGCCGCCUUCAACACCGACCCCGAUGUCAAGGUGUUCAUCGUCUCCACUCGCGCCGGCGGUCUGGGCAUCAACCUGACCGGCGCCGACACGGUCAUCAUCUACGACUCGGACUGGAACCCGCAGUGCGACUUGCAGGCGCAGGAUCGGGCGCACCGGAUCGGCCAGACCAAGCCGGUGGUCGUGUACCGCCUGGUCGCCGGUGGCACCAUCGACGAACGCAUCGUCGAGCGCGCCGCCGCUAAGCGCAAGCUCGAGAAGAUGGUGAUGCACUCUGGCAAGUUCAAGUCGGGUCGCCGGGACCAAGUGAGCACUAGCCUGGCGCCCGUGUCGCCCGAGGAGCUGCUGCAACUGCUGCGCGAGAGGCAGCACCACCGUGUGGUGCGCGCCGGAGGUCACGUGUUCACCGACGAAGAGAUGGAUCAGCUGCUGGACCGGAGCGACCUGCUGGACGCCUGGAACGGGCAGAAGACUCAGGUGAAGCCCAAGGAGGCGGCCGGCGUGUUCAAGGAACUCGAGGAGGUGGAUGCGCCGACCCUGGUCUGAUUCUGAGGGGAUGGUUGAUUAGACGGACGGCGAACAUUCAGGAAGUGUAGCAUCACAGACGUGCCUUUUCAGUUGCGCUGUAGUGGCCAAUUUAGGGCCUUCCAGAAAGGAGCCACUCGUGGCUGCCAUUGUUUAUGCGUAGUUUGUGACAUGGUGCCAUCCCUGCUAUGCUGAUUGGCUGUGCGAGAAUUUCGUCUUUGCCGGAAUGAGUGGUCGUAGCCUUUCUUACUUAAAAGUCAGUGUAGUGAUGCGGUCUGUGUCUUGUCUUGCGCCAUGCAGAUGUUGAAAAAGACUGUUGGUUAGGAAGCGAGUUAGGAAGUCAAGAAUGAGCGAGUUAAUCUCAUCCCAACUGUAGUCCAAAUGCUGCCGUGAGUCGAGUAUGGAAAGCUCUGCCACGCUUCAAUCAUGACCCUUCGUUUUGUUUAGUUUUCGUGAUGUUCAGUGUACAAACGUGGAUCAGACAUGUAUCCCAUGCAGUCCCAUUUUUCAUUCCAGUUCCGCAUUUCUGUCGUCUGAUGAUUCAUGACCACUGUUCUGUCUUGCAUUCCACACUGCCGAAGCAUUUGGUAUUAGAGCUCUGUGUACUUUUGGUAGUACCUGAUUUUAUUGUGUAAGUUAAGAAUAAACCUGUUCUUGGAAGCUA
This is a messenger RNA of Amphibalanus amphitrite, 3818 nucleotides long. Its product is annotated as lymphocyte-specific helicase-like. The transcript is spliced from 2 exons. Gene Ontology annotation, biological process: lymphocyte proliferation; negative regulation of gene expression via chromosomal CpG island methylation; pericentric heterochromatin formation. NCBI's taxonomy places the organism in Eukaryota, Metazoa, Arthropoda, Thecostraca, Balanomorpha, Balanidae. The record is from RefSeq and is a predicted model, not a curated record. Bases 299 to 3175 code for a protein of 958 amino acids. Gene Ontology annotation, cellular component: nucleus; pericentric heterochromatin. Gene Ontology annotation, molecular function: ATP binding; ATP-dependent chromatin remodeler activity; chromatin binding.